Molecule: messenger RNA, 631 nt
Organism: Mytilus californianus (California mussel)
Lineage: Eukaryota; Metazoa; Mollusca; Bivalvia; Mytilida; Mytilidae
Product: metallothionein 20-III
Exons: 4
Coding region: 265-525 (86 amino acids)
Molecular function (GO): metal ion binding
Source: RefSeq, a predicted model, not a curated record
CAAAGAAGAUACAAUGGCAAUUUUAGAAGAAAUAUAAAGAUUCCGUCAUUUCGCGAGCGAAAACAACAAAACAUGUGAAAAGUAACAAUUCAAUUCAGAAUCAAAUGAAUUCGAGGACGAUGAACAAUUUGAUCAUAUGGAACAACAAGAGAAUUGCAACAAUAACACUAUUCCGCAACAAAGUCCGCAACAAAAACACAUUGGACAAUAACACAACUACAAGGACAAGAUCAGGAAGACAAAUCAAAAGACCAUCAAAAUUCAAUGAUUUUCAUAUUACUAAGCAGACAAACUUCAACGAAUAAAAUGCCUGGGCCUUGUAACUGCAUUGAAACAAACGUGUGUAUCUGUGGUACAGGAUGCAGCGGGAAGUGUUGUCAAUGUGGAGACGCAUGUAAAUGUGCAAGUGGCUGUGGAUGUUCCGGAUGUAAAGUUGUUUGCAGAUGUUCAGGUACAUGUGCAUGUGGAUGUGAUUGCACUGGUCCGACAAACUGCAAAUGUGAAUCUGGGUGCUCCUGCAAAUGACAUAAAGACAAUCACAUCACGCUCAAUAUAGUCAUACUUGUAACUCAUAUCAUUCAUAAAAGAAUUCGUGAUGUUCACUGAUAUCAAAUAAACAAACUUUUAAUAA